Messenger RNA from Olea europaea var. sylvestris, 453 nucleotides. Its product is annotated as calcium/calmodulin-regulated receptor-like kinase 2. Gene Ontology annotation, biological process: protein phosphorylation. Bases 15 to 428 code for a protein of 137 amino acids. Gene Ontology annotation, molecular function: ATP binding; protein kinase activity. Lineage: Eukaryota; Viridiplantae; Streptophyta; Magnoliopsida; Lamiales; Oleaceae. The record is from RefSeq and is a predicted model, not a curated record. The transcript has 2 exons.
GGUAUAUUGAUCCCAUGUACAUAUCCACAAACGAGUUUACAAUAAAAAGUGAUAUCUAUAGCUUUGGUGUUAUCCUCUUUGAGCUCAUCACGACCAUUCACCCACACCAAAACUUGAUGGAAUAUGUUAACCUCGCCAGUAUGAGUCCAGAUGGCGUUGACGAAAUACUUGACACUCGGAUUGUUGGAACAUGCAACCCCAUAGAAGUGAGGAGUUUGGCCAAAAUAGCUCACAAAUGCUUACACAAAAUACCUAGAAAGCGCCCUUCAAUAGUAGAGGUGUCACAGGCUAUUUUAAAGAUAACGAAUGGGCGUCUCGUUAAAGAAGAUACCAUGUCUCUAGUUGGAGAAGAUCUUUCAAGAGCAAUGAGCCGGAUAGAAACUCAGCAACUGGAGUUGAGGAAGAUGACUAGCAUCGAUGAAAUUUAAGAUGAACAUUUUUCCUCUUAUGUUA